Myzus persicae (green peach aphid) is the source of this 1474-nucleotide messenger RNA. RefSeq lists its product as uncharacterized. The record is from RefSeq and is a predicted model, not a curated record. The transcript is spliced from 2 exons. NCBI's taxonomy places the organism in Eukaryota, Metazoa, Arthropoda, Insecta, Hemiptera, Aphididae. Bases 237 to 1010 code for a protein of 257 amino acids.
CGGCUCCUCCGCCCGCGCACCAGAAAACCGUCUAUUAUUUUCGCACGGUGCUCCCGACGGGGGGCGCGCGCGGCCUGUACGCGAGCGCUACACUCGCCGUGGUCGUCACGCCGCGCGCGCCUAUAUAAGGUUCCGGCCACCCGGUCGGAACCAUCACAUCCACACCGUCGACGGUCCAGUCCGAACACGACGACAGUACACUCGGCACUCGCUAAAAUCCUGUAAUCCGCAGCGUCAUGUCUCCUCCGUCCGUCGCACUGUCGUCCGUUUGCGUAGCCCUGGCCGUCUGCGGUCUCGCCGCUUCCGUGCCCGUGGAACACCAACAACAGCAACCGCAACAACCGCAACAGCAGCGGCAAGAGGACGGCGGCGCCGCGGCUUCCGCCGGAUUCGGCACGGUCCUGUGGUCGGUGCUGGACGACUGUUUCGGCGACGUGGACGCGGCCGGACCGGCCACCGUGUGCCUCAAGUCCAAAGCGCUGACGGCCCUCGACCGGGCCCUGGGCAAGCCCGCCUUGACCCUCACAGACGGCGUCACGCUGACCGCCAGGGCUGGAAAGUCGCUGGCCGUCGACCCGCAGGCCGACCGGGCAGACCGCGCCGCCCUGGACGCCGCUCCGGACGCCGACAGCAAGAACGCCCUGCUCGACGACAUGCUCGCCAGCCGCAUGGACAGGCUCAUGUCCACCAGGACCAUCGCGCUGGACGGAGCCGGCCAAGAAGGUCGCAAGAAGAAGGACAAGGCCAUGCAACAGGCCAUGAUGAUGGCCGGCAUGAUGGCCGCGGCCGUCAUGGGCCCGAUGGCGUUCAAGAUCUUGGCGUUGAUCGCCGGAAAGGCGCUGUUGCUGAGCAAGAUCGCACUGGUGUUGUCCGGCAUCAUAGCGCUCAAGAAGCUGCUCCAACCCCAACAGGGCGGACACGAAUCCGAGUCGGUGUCCCAUCACUACGGCCGGAGCUUUCACAGACCCGAAGCCCACGACGUGGCUUACUCUGGCCAAAAGCCGCAGUAGACCUCAUCGGCGGACGGCGUGAUCACCGGAGCGUCGCGUUUUGAUAUUAAGCGUGUAUUUACGUGUUAGACUAUUAAUUUAUUAUUUAUUAUUUUUAUUUUGUACCUAAGUCUGGCCGAGUUGUUCGUACGACAGUCGAAACCGGUCUGCGAAUGAAAACUGUAUUCGUUCGAAUGUCGCACUAGCGUCUUUUGAAAACUAUUUAACCAUUGUCAUACAACAACUGUAUUAUUACCGAUGUUUAUAAUAAUAUCAUUAUUGAAACUUAUAGACCUGAUGAAUGAAAAAAAAAAUCAAAAUGUUUAAGAUUCCGAAAAUGUCUAGUUAUUUUGUCUGUGUGUUGUCACCUAGCCAUUUAUUGUCACUAUUUUAUGGUUAAAAAAAAUUUCAUCUGCUUUUUAUAAUAUUUUAGCCGCUAAAAACAUUACCGCGUUAACGCAUUAAACACGAUAUGACGUCUAGAA